UUGAAUUUCAACAUCCCACCGAAGAACCUGGUGGUGAACUCGCGCACGGGGUCCGAGUGUAAGAACGCGUGCGUGAGGCCGAACGGCCCGGAAGGUGAACCAGUGCAAUACGGCCCAACGCAGAACCAGGGCUGCUGGAUCAAACCCACCAUCUUCUACGAUGGCUUCUGGACGGAGCAGAAGGUGAAGAAGUGGGUCGCGGAACAAGUGGAGAAGCAGUUCCCUGAAGAUGCUUCGCAGAAGUCAAGCUCUCCGAGCAAUAACCCGGAUGCUUCCACGCCUAAACCUUAA
Messenger RNA from Parnassius apollo (apollo), 291 nucleotides. The record is from the annotation of a GenBank genome assembly. NCBI's taxonomy places the organism in Eukaryota, Metazoa, Arthropoda, Insecta, Lepidoptera, Papilionidae.